Chinchilla lanigera (long-tailed chinchilla) is the source of this 515-nucleotide messenger RNA. Its product is annotated as chemokine XC receptor 1-like. The transcript is spliced from 3 exons. Bases 156 to 515 code for a protein of 119 amino acids. Lineage: Eukaryota; Metazoa; Chordata; Mammalia; Rodentia; Chinchillidae. Gene Ontology annotation, cellular component: membrane. Gene Ontology annotation, biological process: chemotaxis; immune response; G protein-coupled receptor signaling pathway. The record is from RefSeq and is a predicted model, not a curated record. Gene Ontology annotation, molecular function: chemokine receptor activity.
ACCCACCUACGCAGAAAUCCCCACCUACCGUGGGGGAGGAGGGAUUCCAUGGACUGGAAAGGAAGAAGCAAAGCUGUCCUCUAGACAGAUGCCACAGGACACAAGCGCAGACCUGUAGAUGCAGACGCACUCCGUGCCCCCGCCAGCCGGUCCGGAUGGAGUCCCAGAGCACCCCCGAGACCACUACCUACUUUGAUUAUGACCCCCGGAGCUUCCUGUGUGAGAACGAGGCCCUCACGCUCGCCACCUUCACCACCACCGUCCUGUACCCUCUGGUGCUGCUGCUCAGCCUGGUGGGCAACAGCCUGGUGCUGUGGGUGCUGGUGAAGUUCGAGAGCCUCGAGUCCCUCACCAACCUCUUCAUCCUCAACCUGUGCCUCUCGGACCUGGUGUUCUCCUGCCUGCUGCCCGUGUGGAUACCAUUUCUGCCUGACAAAUUUGAAUCCAAUCAUGACUUUGUGGAUGAGAAGUACAGGAAGGGCUCAGCAUGGCGGUUCUCACCUUGGGUGGCUUGA